Molecule: messenger RNA, 660 nt
Organism: Olea europaea var. sylvestris
Lineage: Eukaryota; Viridiplantae; Streptophyta; Magnoliopsida; Lamiales; Oleaceae
Exons: 2
Coding region: 1-660 (219 amino acids)
Molecular function (GO): nucleic acid binding
Source: RefSeq, a predicted model, not a curated record
AUGCCAUUGUGUACCGAAGAUAGAGCAGCAUCAAGUGUUAGAGUCAUGUCACUCUGCACCGUAUGGGGGCCACUCGCAACAACCAAGACAGUAGCAAAGGGAGUUAAAGAAUAUUCCCGCAAGGAUUGGGCUAAGAAACUAGACGAUGCACUUUGGGCUUAUAGAACAGUGUUUAAGAUUCCAAUUGGCAUGUCUCCAUAUCGACUGGUGUUUGGAAAGGCCUGUCAUCUACCCCUUGAGUUAGAGCAUAAGGCAUAUUGGGCAACUCAAUUGCUCAAUUUCAAUAUGAGGACAGCAGGAGAAAAGAGGGUUCUACAACUCCAUGAGCUGGAGGAAUUUCGUUUGGAUUCAUAUGAGAAUGCAAAGAUUUACAAGGAGAAAACCAAGAGAUGGCUGGACAGACAUAUAAGAGAGAAGGAUUUUGAAGUAGGCCAACAAGUAUUGAUGUUCAAUUCACGUCUCAAACUCUUUCUUGGAAAGCUAAAAUCUAGGUGGUCAGGUCCUUUCACAGUAGUAGCCGUGCUUUCACAUGAUGCUGUAGAAGUAGUAUCUCAGGAUGAACAGAGAAGAUUUAAAGUGAAUGGACAACGGUUGACAGCCUAUUGGGGUGGUGACUACUCUAAUGAGAAGACAACCGUACCUCUUAAUGGUGCAAAGUAA